AUGUGCCAGGUGGCCCCCUUUACUUUCCCUUGUUGUCGAAAAGUAUAUGUCGAAGUUACGAAGGUCCCUAGUUGCCCCAACUCUUGGCCGAACCGAAAGUGUCCACCAGAACUCUGCAUUCAAGUACGCGGCUAUGAACCUGAAGACCGAGACAGCGGAGUUUGUUGGAGAUGUAAAGCAAAAGCUGCCGGUGUCGUCGCUGCCGACCGGGAGAGUUUAAGACCAAGAAUCGACAAAGCGACUCUUGUUCUUGGAUUGGAUGAGCUUGGUGUCCCGGGAAGGAGAAGGCGUGAGGAGCAGAAUGGUAAUUGUUGGUUCUGUGGAGCUACUGGGGGAUGCAAAGCCUGUGGUACCACAGAAAUCGAGCUCACUGAGGAUGAGGUCAAAGUCGAAGCGACUGGAAAGAGAAAGCGAGACAUCGGAAGCGCAAAAGGCAAGGAAGUCGUGAAGAAGUUCAAGCUGGAGAAAGACUUAGGUCAAAAGACCCCUACACGGGCUUUUGAGUAUUCAGCCCUAACUUCUCCAUCUCAUCCACGAUACCCAUAUCCUCAUGUGUUCACCCAAGAGUAUCAAUAUUUCGAUCAGCAACCUCAAAGCGACAUUCGCAGUUGUGGCCCGAACGACCUCCCCCGCCUGCCUCAAACAGAUGUGUCAAAGUAUUGUGAAGCUGGCUCGACACAGUAUCCUCUCCUAGCAAACUGGCAGCCCAUUUAUACACACCAAAAUGCUUCAACGGAAAUGACCAGCGCGUACCAGGGCCACCAAGCAAGCCAAUUUUCUGAUGAUGGAAGGUAUGUAAACUCCACUGCUCAGUAUUGUUCAAGCGAACACAUAUCGCAUUCGGAACCCGACAUCUAUCCAUCUCUCCUCGGUGACAAAAGCCCUAUUAGUGGCAACGCUGGGCUAUGGUUUGAUCGUACAGAGCAAGAAGAUGAACAUCAUAUGGAAGUUAUGUCUCGCUUUCAUUCGGCAGAACAACUAUCUCGAAAUGUGGUGGACAUACACCCUCUGAUCAACCAGACUAGCACACCAAGACUCCCCAGCAUGUACACCAAUUCGCAACAAAGUAGCCAAUACAUUCAUGAUGGAGAGCGACAAGACUAUAAGUCCCAAGAGUCUAAUCUCAACGGCUAUCCUCCGGACCCACAUGCAAACGUUUAUUUGGAGCAUGACAUCUCCUAUGAUGAACGCGGUGUUCAGGAAACUUCCAAUGGCUAUACUUGCCAUCACGAGAAUAGUCAAACUAUCAACGAGGAGCCACAAUAUGAAUUUAAGCAUGAGAGGUCUUUGUCUUCGCAAAAUUCAUGCUCGUCUUUGGACCCAAACAUCCAGCCUGGCCUUGAUGAUCUACCACUCCAGUGUGAUCUAGCCAAAAUCGACGACACCACUCUGGCGAGGCUGUCGAAGAAGUAUGGUGGUGACAUAAAAAGUAAUGGCGUGAACUCUAAUGUGGAUGUCAAGCUCGCUCAAGAAGCUGUUACCAAACAUGGUGGCUCAGGUAGCAGCAAGCUGAGGCGACCCUGA
Molecule: messenger RNA, 1524 nt
Organism: Cadophora gregata
Lineage: Eukaryota; Fungi; Ascomycota; Leotiomycetes; Helotiales; Ploettnerulaceae
Exons: 2
Coding region: 1-1524 (507 amino acids)
Source: RefSeq, a predicted model, not a curated record